This is a messenger RNA of Microtus oregoni (creeping vole), 2475 nucleotides long. RefSeq names its product inositol 1,4,5-trisphosphate receptor-interacting protein-like 1. Gene Ontology annotation, cellular component: membrane. Lineage: Eukaryota; Metazoa; Chordata; Mammalia; Rodentia; Cricetidae. The transcript has 2 exons. Bases 270 to 1913 code for a protein of 547 amino acids. The record is from RefSeq and is a predicted model, not a curated record.
GCAGUCCACAGCCCGCAGACUCUGGUCUGUCGGAGACAUAGUCUGUACCCCAGAAAGAGCACGUCGGGACCACUCCCGUAGUUGGUGCCGGCUAUGAACUGGGAGCAUCGUGCACGCCCGGAAGAAGGCAGGGGGGGCCAGGCCGCGCUGUGUCCUUAAGAAUGCUCUCUUGCUCUUAACAGAGACCGUGAGUAAGGUGGCCCCAAAUCCCAAGAGAAGCCCUUAGUCUGGGUGUUUAAUUGAGGCAGAAGAGAGAUGCAGAGGCCUCCAUGGCUGUGAUAAGCCUGCUCUUCUUGGCAGUGAUGUACGUUGUUCACCACCCCCUGAUGGUCAGUGACCGGAUGGACCUGGACACACUGGCCCGGAGCCGGCAGCUGGAGAAGCGAAUGAGCGAGGAGAUGCGGCAGCUAGAGAUAGAGUUUGAGGAGAGAAGGCGAGCCGCUGAGCAGAAGCAGAAAGCGGAGAACUUCUGGAGAGGAGACACAUCCACUGAUCAGCUAGUGCUGGGGAAGAAGGACAUGGGAUGGCCGUUCCAGGCCGGUGACCAAGAUGGGGGGCCUCUGCGCUGGAUGCUGGGGAACCUAUGGAAUGCGGGCCUCUUUUGCCUUUUUCUCAUCUUUGAGCUCCUGCGACAGAACAUGCAGCACGAGCCAGCCUUUGACUCCAGCAGCGAGGAGGAAGAGGAAGAGGUCCGCAUCGUGCCUGCCACCUCUUACACCUGGCUCUCUGAUUUUCCCUCCCAGGAAGCCCUGGAGUCCUUUUACAAACAUUAUAUCCAAAAUGCCAUCCGCGACCUGCCCUGCACCUGUGAGUUUGUGGAGAGCUUUGUGGACGAUCUCAUUGAGGCCUGUCGGGUGCUCAGCCGCCAGGAGGCUCACCCGCAGCUGGAGGACUGCCAGGGCAUUGGAGCUGCCUUUGAGAAGUGGGGGACCCUCCACGAGACGCAGAAGUUUGGUGUCCUGGUGCCCAUUGCCCCUCCGCAGGGCACUAGGUUUGUCUUGGAGAUGAGAGAUCCGGCCCUGGGCCGUCGUUGCGGCUCUGUGAGGGUGGACUCGGGAUGCAGGUGCAAACAGGAGAAGCUCCUGGGGGAUGUGCUGUGUCUGGUGUGCCACCGCAGGGACCAUUCAGCCAUCUUGAACGAGUGUAGCUCCAUCAAGGCGGCUCUCUGCACCGGCUCGCACCUGGACGUGUGUAAGACCGUGCAGUGGUUCCGCAACAUGGUGAGCAACGCCUGGGCCCUAGUGGCCCACAAAUAUGACUUCAAGCUUACCCUCCCACCAUCCACCACCUCCUGCAAGCUCAGGUUGGAUUACCGCUCAGGCCGCUUCCUAUCCAUCAGUUUGGUUCUUGGGGUGCAACGGGAAGAUACCUUGGUCUACCUGGUGAGUCAGGCCCCAGAGCUAGAGCAGCUCACCAGUGUGGACUGGCCUGAGUCCUUCGCGGCUUGUGAGCACUUGUUUCUGAAGCUGGUGGGACGCUUUGCCCCUGAGAACACCUGCCACCUCAAGUGCCUGCAGAUCAUCUUGAGUCUUCAGGACCACACGAGGUUACCCCCAGGAGCGACCCGCCCCAUCCUUACCUCCUACCACUUCAAAACAGCCCUCAUGCACUUGCUGCUCCAACGGCCUCUGACGGACUGGCAGCACUGCAUGCUGUCCCGGCGGCUCCAGGACCUUCUCUGCUUCUUAGGCCAGGGCCUCCAGCAAAGGUCUCUCCAUCAUUUCCUCAUUGGCAACACCUUCCUGCCCCUGACCAUCCCGAUCCCUAAGACAUUCCGGAAUGCUGAGCCUGUCAAUCUUUUCCAACACCUGGUGCUGAAUCCAGUGGCGCACACACAGGCCAUGGAGGAAUUCCACAACCUUUUGGCCCAGGUGAAAACUCUGCCUUGCUCCCCACCGGAUGGAGGACUUUAAUGGAAAGGCCAUUAAAAAAAAAAAAAAAAUAGGAGAAGUUCUUUCUGAUUCCUCGGGCUACGAAAGCUUAUUUCUCACACAGCCAGAGGUGUCUGUGACCUUCACCUUGCCCGUGGGGACCACGGGAGAGUAAGCCGUUCUUAGGAGCCUGUGAAGAAGGCCCCAGCCAAUGGAGCCUAGUCUGAGGGCUGGGAUGGCUGAUGUUUUUAGUCUCCUGACUUGAGUCAGGACCCAGAGAACGUAAAAGUACAUGGAAGCAGCUGUCAUGGGAGGAGUUUGCUGCUGAGGAGAUCCUGUUCAGUUGUGUUUCUGCGUCACCACUGGCAGCACAAGCUCCAGAGAGAGUGCCAUCCUAGCUGGCUUCUUUCUGUGACUUGCUCCGCUGUCCCUUUGAAAGGCACUGUUAGCUUAAUUCCUACCCAAACUGCUGCAUCCAGCUUUCCUCCCUCGAACCAACAGACGCAGCACAUACUUCAGGAUGGAGGUUUUCAUAACCUCCCUAGUGUGAAAUUAUAAAUAUGUCUUUUCUAUUUUUUUGUUUUUUGCCCUUUUUUUUUGAGAC